AUGCUGACCAUCCUCGCUGCCGGUUCUGUAUUCUUCCCGGGCCUCUUCCUUCUCUCCAAGCAGUGCCUCAAGUCCAUUCCGGCGCUGCGAUGGAGCGAAGGAGACGCCGUCAUCGUAUCGGCCAGGUUGGUGUCGUCCAUUCAAGCGGUCAUGGCUUCUUCCGCCGGCUACAUCAUCGCUUCCUCUUGCGAUGACGUAAUCGAGGACCAGCAUUGGCUAACCAGCACGUACAUCAUGUUCGCCGUCCCCUACUUUGUGUACGACAUCUACGCUAUGUUCAUGUGCUACUGGUACAAACUGCGGGUCAAAGGUCACGAGGAGGCGUCGGCCGCCCCCCGCCACAUGGCGUCGGCGCUGACCAGCUACCUGCGCCGCGAGUUCCUAAUGGUGCUGCACCACGUCGUCAUGGUUACAGUCUGCUUUCCCGUUUCUGUGUUUGUGCGCCAAGGAAAGGGAGAUUAUUUCCAGGGCAUCAUGUUCAUGGCUGAGCUCAGUACUCCGUCCGUCUGCUUAGGAAAAAUACUUAUCCAGUACAAACAGCAACACACUCUCCUGCACAAAGUGAAUGGGGCUCUUAUGCUGAUCACUUUUUUCAUCUGUCGAGUCCUCCUCUUCCCUUACCUCUACUACGUCUACGGAAGGUACGCAUCCAUUCCGUUCCACUUGGUCCCCCUGUCGGUUCCGUGGCACUGUAACCUCGGAGCCGCCCUGCUCAUGGCGCCGCAGCUCUAUUGGUUCUCGCUCAUUUGCAGGGGUGCCCUGCGACUCUUCACGGGCGCCCAAAGACGGCGGCCGGGUGCGGCCACCACCACGGACGGCGGCGUGGCAGCACCCCAGCCGGCCAACGGCUACAGAGCGCCGUCCGCAGAGUCGGACUUGGCCACCCACUGA
Messenger RNA from Nerophis lumbriciformis (worm pipefish), 891 nucleotides. The record is from RefSeq and is a predicted model, not a curated record. NCBI's taxonomy places the organism in Eukaryota, Metazoa, Chordata, Actinopteri, Syngnathiformes, Syngnathidae.